Messenger RNA from Saccostrea echinata, 1769 nucleotides. RefSeq lists its product as uncharacterized. Bases 6 to 1769 code for a protein of 587 amino acids. The record is from RefSeq and is a predicted model, not a curated record. Gene Ontology annotation, molecular function: protein binding; zinc ion binding. NCBI's taxonomy places the organism in Eukaryota, Metazoa, Mollusca, Bivalvia, Ostreida, Ostreidae. The transcript has a single exon.
UUCAGAUGGCUUUAUCUAAAAUGGAUAUUCCCCGCACAGCCCAACACUUUUUAGAGUGUAGCAUUGAAGAAUGUGAAAGAAACUGUGAGUUCUAUUGCAACCCUUGUCAUCAAAGAUUGUGCAAACAAUGCAGAGAUGAACAUCUGAAAAGUCCAGAAAACAAAAAGCAUGAAGUGGUGCUUUACCAGCUACGUAAACUACAACUUCCUGUGGAGAAAUGCAAGAUCCACCCCACUAAAGAUGUGGACAUGUUCUGUGAAGAAUGCCAAGUUCCAUUAUGUUCCAAAUGUGUCACACAGCAAAACCAUCUGGGGCAUAUAUUUACUGAUCUAGAGACAAUUUUUGCAGAAAAAUAUGCAGCCUUUGAGCAGGAAAUCUUUAAAAUCCAGGAGUAUUUUCUACCCACAUCACAAGAUUUACAGAAAGAAAUUAAAAAAGAUUCCUCAGAAAUCCAACAUAUCAUGGACAACAUCAGAACAUCCAUGAAGACUAAAGGUGAGUCCCUGAAAAGUCUGGUGGACACAGUCGUAUCUGAGAACAUGAAGCAGUUAGACCAGAUAGAGCAUUCACUGUUAGAAGAUCUAAACAUCCAAGACAAGACCAUGGAUGAUUACAUCACUUAUCUUAAUAACCUUGUCAAAGAGCUCCGCAUAUGUCUGUUCUCUACAGAACCUCAUAAGUUAAUGUCUGAGAAGAAGCCAAAGAUCCGAUCCAUACCAGAGACAACAAAACCAGUCAUACCAGGAUUUACUGCUGGUCAAAACAGCAAAAGUGAUGUCACCAAAUUACUUGGUAAAAUAUUUGUUCCCAACACUAAACCAGAGAAGAGAAACCUAAGGCCCAUUGAAAGUGUCUACAAUAAAGCAAUGAAACCUACACACAAACAGAUGAAAGAUUUAGAAGACAGAAAGAAAUCUGACAAGAAACAAACAAUGUCUCUAUCUGCCUCUGUCACCGUCAGGGAGUUCAGUGUACCAGGUGUUGAUCAUGCAUACCAUGUAUCACAAGAUCAAUCAGACAGACUCUGGAUCAGUGACGAUGAUGGUAAUCUUGUCCAAACAGAUCUACAGGGGAAUGUGAUACAUAACAUAAAAACGAAUGGUGAAUCUGAAGGUUACCACACAGUCACACAGGAAACUGAUCUGACCUUUACAGACAAAGACAAGAAAGUCAUCAAUAGGAUAACACAGGAUAAUAAUAUCACUGAAUUCAUUAAAACUGGAGACUGGGCACCACUCAGUAUACACUCCUCCCACAUCAACGGCGAUUUACUGGUGGGUAUGCUGAAAUUUACAGAGGCUAAAGGACUUUUUAAAAUGAGGAGGAAUAAAAAGGAAAGUAAAGUCACCAGGUACAACAAGACAGGAAAAGAACUACAGAACAUACGGAGGGAUAACAAAGGACAGGAACUGUAUAGACUACCACACUACAUCACAGAGAACAUCAAUGGAGAUAUCUGUACAUCAGACUAUAGAAAGGGAGUAGUGGUGGUGAAUAAAUCAGGACAACACAGGUUCUCCUACGCAGGUCAGGAGUCAGUGUUCCGUCCCUACGGAAUCUGUACUGAUGUCCUCGGUCACAUCCUUGUGUGUGAUCAGUACGAUAACACUGUUCACCUCCUUGAUCAGGACGGUCAGUUUUUGUCUCUAUUACUCACACAAGAACAAGGGGUAAAGUAUCCCCGUAGUGUGUGUGUGGAUGAUGAGAACAAUUUCUAUGUAGGACAAUGGCUUAUCAACACACUGACAGUGUACAAGUAUCUUCAGUGA